Messenger RNA from Psammomys obesus (fat sand rat), 2595 nucleotides. RefSeq names its product sterol carrier protein 2 (gene Scp2). Lineage: Eukaryota; Metazoa; Chordata; Mammalia; Rodentia; Muridae. Bases 97 to 1740 code for a protein of 547 amino acids. The record is from RefSeq and is a predicted model, not a curated record. The transcript is spliced from 16 exons. Gene Ontology annotation, molecular function: acyltransferase activity, transferring groups other than amino-acyl groups.
ACCCGGACUUGAAAGCGCCGGGUUUCUGAGCAGGCUUCGUUCGGUCCUCGGGAGACGGUGUCCGCCGCGAUCGCGUCCGGGUCCGCCGCUGGAGCCAUGCCUUCCGCCGCCUUGAAGUCUCCGCGCCUGCGCCGGGUGUUCGUAGUCGGCGUCGGCAUGACCAAGUUCAUAAAACCUGGAGGUGAGAAUUCAAGAGAUUAUCCUGAUAUGGCAAAGGAAGCAGGCCAGAAGGCACUGGCAGAUGCACAGAUCCCUUACUCCGCAGUGGAGCAGGCAUGCGUUGGCUAUGUGUAUGGUGACUCCACCUGUGGGCAGAGGGCUAUCUACCACAGUCUGGGAAUGACUGGCAUUCCUAUAAUUAACCUCAACAACAACUGCUCCACGGGCUCCACGGCGCUCUUCACGGCCCGACAGCUGGUUCAAGGAGGUGUGGCGGAUUGCGUGUUGGCCCUUGGGUUUGAGAAGAUGGAGAAGGGAUCCCUUGGAUUAAAAUUUUUAGAUCGAUCCUAUCCAGUUGACAAACAUCUUGAUGUCUUGGUCAAUAAGUAUGGAUUGUCUGCCCAUCCAAUUGCUCCUCAGAUGUUUGGGUCUGCUGGGAAAGAACACAUGGAAAAAUAUGGAACAACAGUUGAACACUUUGCAAAAAUUGGAUGGAAAAAUCAUAAACACUCAGUUAAUAACCCGUAUUCCCAGUUCCAAGAUGAAUACAGCUUAGAGGAAAUAAUGAAGUCAAAGCCGAUCUUUGAUUUUCUGACUAUCUUACAGUGCUGCCCCACCUCAGAUGGCGCCGCCGCAGCCAUUCUGACGAGUGAGGACUUCGUGCUCAAGUAUGGCCUGCAGUCCAAAGCCGUGGAGAUCGUGGCGCAGGAGAUGAUGACCGACUUGCCCAGCACAUUCGAAGAGAAGAGUGUGAUUAAAAUGGUUGGCUAUGAUAUGAGUAAAGAAGCCGCCCGGAGGUGCUACGAGAAAUCCGGCCUGAGCCCAAGCGAUGUCCAGGUGAUAGAACUUCAUGACUGUUUCUCUACCAACGAGCUGCUCACUUACGAAGCCCUGGCGCUCUGUCCAGAAGGACAAGGUGGAGCCCUGGUCGACAGAGGAGAUAACACUUACGGAGGAAAGUGGGUCAUCAACCCUAGUGGCGGACUCAUUUCAAAGGGACACCCACUGGGAGCUACAGGUCUGGCUCAGUGCGCGGAGCUCUGCUGGCAGCUGAGAGGCGAAGCCGGAAAGCGGCAGGUUCCCGGCGCCAAGGUGGCUCUGCAGCACAAUUUAGGCCUUGGAGGAGCUGUGGUUGUCACCCUCUACAAGAUGGGCUUCCCCGAAGCGGCCAGCUCCUUCAGAACACACCAGAUUUCGGCUGCUCCCACCAGCUCUGCAAGUGAUGGAUUCAAGGCCAAUCUUGUCUUUAAGGAGAUCGAGAAGAAGCUCGAAGAGGAAGGGGAACAGUUCGUGAAGAAGAUCGGUGGGAUUUUUGCCUUCAAAGUGAAGGACGGCCCUGGAGGCAAAGAAGCCACCUGGGUGGUGGAUGUGAAGAAUGGCAAGGGAUCCGUGCUUCCCAACUCAGAUAAGAAGGCUGACUGCACAAUCACCAUGGCCGACUCCGACUUGCUGGCUCUGAUGACUGGCAAAAUGAACCCUCAGUCGGCCUUCUUUCAAGGUAAAUUGAAAAUUGCUGGUAACAUGGGUCUGGCGAUGAAACUGCAAAACCUUCAGCUCCAGCCAGGCAAAGCUAAGCUGUGACGAACUCCUCGGGACACGAGAUGUAGAGAUACACAGAGAUACCCACGUCUCACUGUCAGAACUUAGCUAAGUGGAUGUGGCCAAUCAUGUCUUUCCCGAGCUGGGGGUGCACAGGGCCUCGAAGCCUGCCACACUGCUGCUUUGAGGACCUGCAUACCACUACGCAUGACAAAGCUACUUAGGCAAUGAUGGUUUGGGGUAAAUUUGAGUUUCAGAAUAAAAUUCAGAAUAGUGAAAUCUAAAGACUGUAACAAAGCCUUCUUUUGCUUAGAAGUACAUAUAAGGAUCACUGUGUUGAACACUGGUGUGAGAGUUCCCCUUAGGGGAACUGGAGAAGAAACAGACUUCCCUGGUCGACCACGAGUUAGUGUCUCACACUUAAUUACCUGCAUCAAGUUCUCGAUAAUAGUUUUUAAAAUAAAACUCCAUACUAAGAUUGAAAAAAACCUCAAAACUCUAAAAAUGUUCAUUUUAUGCCAUCAGAAACAGUUCCUUUCUUCCCAAAUAAAAUACAAGAAUUAUGGUCCGAGCUUAGGUGGGAAUUUACAGCUGAACUGUUUUUAAAAUAUUUUUAAAAUGGCCAUCUUUUUUAAAAAGUCAGGGUAUUAGAGCAUUGGAUGCCAUUACUAAAAGUAAAUGAGUAAAGUUUCUUCCAGAGGCACAGGCUUCAGAUUAUAUAGUUUCAUAUUAAUAAGUUUAUAAACUCUGAGUUUCACAAGUUUUCUUUUUCAUGUGUUUGAUUGUCUGCAUUUAUCUUCUAGUUUUUCUGAUUCUAACACUGUUAUAACUGGAGGUUUGGGAUAAAAAAAUAAUGCUUUUGGAAGAUUUAAAAGAAAUUAAAAUAGCUCUUCCUGA